CGAGCAGUGGGCGCCCAGGGUCCGAGUGCUCUGCGCCCAGCGCACCGAGGGAGCCAAGGCCGUCGGGCCGGCGCUUUCAGCUGUCUCUCGCAGCAGCUCAGGGCCGCGCCCCCUGGGCUGGCGUCGUGCCCUGGCCAAGGAGAAGUUUCAGUCACGUGCCAGACUUUUUCUUAAUUACAAACUGAUAGAUGGUCCACAUCUCAGCUAACAGUAUUGACGCUGUAAGAGCAUCAGUAGGUAUGUAUCCAGGAAACCAAUUUUAUCCAGUUCCAGAGCUACGUGGUUUUCUACAUUCUGUUUCAAAAAGGCGCUAUUACUUAUCCUGUGCUUAUCGCUGUUCUAAGUAUUUUAUAACUCUAAAUGCAUUUCAUACUCACAACACCUCAGACAGAACAGGAUUCAAGAAUUACAAUAAAAGCACCAGGAUAUCUUUUGAAACACUGACUACUUAAGAGUUGCUCUAUUAAUGCCAUUUAACUUUCCUGAAUAAAACAAGAUAUUUCCAAAUGCCAAUUUGAAACAUAUCUGUAUUAAUGAAGAGUGACUGCAUGCAAACGACAAUAUGUCAGGAAAGAAAAAAAGAUCCCAUAGAAAUGUUUCAUUCUGGCCAGCUGGUAAAAGUCUGUGCCCCAAUGGUUCGAUAUUCAAAGUUGGCUUUUAGGACACUAGUAAGAAAAUAUAGUUGUGAUCUGUGUUACACACCAAUGAUUGUUGCUGCUGAUUUUGUCAAAUCUAGAAAAGCCAGAGACAGCGAAUUUACCACAAAUCAAGGUGAUUGCCCAUUGAUUGUUCAGUUUGCUGCUAACGAUGCAAGACUUUUAUCUGAUGCUGCUCGUAUAGUCUGUCCUUAUGCGAAUGGAAUAGACAUUAACUGUGGUUGCCCUCAGAGGUGGGCAAUGGCAGAAGGUUAUGGGGCUUGCUUAAUAAACAAGCCAGAGCUUGUUCAAGACAUGGUGAAACAAGUAAGAAAUCAAGUGGAAACCCCUGGAUUUUCAGUUUCUAUUAAAAUAAGGAUCCAUGAUGACCUUAAAAGAACUGUAGAUCUUUGUCAAAAGGCUGAGGCAACAGGAGUUUCCUGGAUUACAGUCCAUGGAAGAACUGCUGAAGAAAGACAUCAGCCAGUGCACUAUGAUUCCAUUAAAAUAAUUAAGGAAAAUAUGUCUAUACCUGUAAUUGCUAAUGGAGACAUCAGAAGCUUAAAGGAAGCAGAAAAUGUGUGGCGGAUUACUGGGACAGAUGGUGUGAUGGUUGCAAGAGGACUCUUAGCAAACCCGGCCAUGUUUGCUGGAUAUGAGGAAACCCCACUGAAAUGCAUCUGGGACUGGGUUGACAUUGCUCUUGAACUCGGGACUCCUUACAUGUGUUUCCAUCAACAUUUAAUGUACAUGAUGGAAAAGAUAACUUCAAGGCAGGAAAAAAGGGUAUUUAAUGCUCUGUCAAGCACAUCAGCAAUCAUAGAUUACCUUACAGACCAUUAUGGCAUUUGACUAGACUUCCCAAAUAAUUUUAAUAUAUACUUUUAGACCCACAGUGAAACCACAGAAGGUCAUAUUUUGUACCUUAAACCAGUAGCUCUCAAAUUUUAGUAUAAAAACAAUCCCUGGGAGCGUUUUUUAAAAAUCAGUUGUAGACACCACCCUCAGAGAUUCUGAUUAGGUAGAUCUGGAGUAGACCCAGAAAUACACAGUUUAAAGAAAACUCCCAGUGGUUCAAACAUCCUGAUCAUUCUAGGCAAACAUUGACAAAUACUGCUCUGAAUCCUGUUAUAUAGAUAUUGGGGGGAUGGGUAGAGUGGGAAUUUUUUCCUAAAGUAAUCAUGUUUUUAACAUUUUAAAAUAAAAUUUAAUACUAAGAAAUUAUGGCUCAUAGUAUCUAUAAAUUAACAAGAAGUAUGCAGGUGCAAAAAAGUGGUGGAACAAAUACCAACAUCCAUCCAAAAUGAAAAAGAACAGGAAAUUCUGAAUAGAAUUGCACUGAGAACUUAUAUUAAAAAUUCCAUUUGGUUAAUGACAUUAAAUUUGGUACAUUUCAAAACUUCUAUAUCCUCCAAAGAUUGAAAGCUUAAUAAUCUCCUACCUAAAAAGAUAAAAUUAACUGCAAUCUACCAUAUCUAAAGUAUAGGAAAUUUGGUGUCCAACCUGGAGAUGAUUAUAUAUUUGAAAUAUUUCCUAGAGAAUAGUAACCAGGUUUUGUUUUUAACUUUAAAACCUAAUUUUCAUACUCUGUGUUUAAUGAUAUUACUUUUAUGCCUCUCAGCCGUUGAUUGUAACUUUAAAGUCCCAUGGUUUUGGAGUGUUAUUAAUAGAUUUUGUUAUCGGUGGGCAUGCACUGCAAGAAUUAAGUAUCUCAGACUGAAAUAAAACCGUUCAUAAUUAAA
Molecule: messenger RNA, 2377 nt
Organism: Gorilla gorilla gorilla (western lowland gorilla)
Lineage: Eukaryota; Metazoa; Chordata; Mammalia; Primates; Hominidae
Gene: DUS4L
Product: dihydrouridine synthase 4 like
Exons: 10
Coding region: 534-1487 (317 amino acids)
Biological process (GO): tRNA processing
Molecular function (GO): flavin adenine dinucleotide binding; tRNA dihydrouridine synthase activity
Source: RefSeq, a predicted model, not a curated record